UUCUUUAGUAAUAAUCAGACUGGACUCGAUUCCACCCCGGUCACCACCAUCACUCCGACACUACCCAUUUCCAUCGCCCUCGGGUCUGGGAGCGGCGGCGACUGCAAUUUUGAUGGCAGUGUCGUUGAAGGUGUCAAUGCCAAUGAUACCGACGCUGGUAGACGGGCCAGUCUGAGUAGUGGUCGAGGUAGCAGUGAAGGUAGUGGAUGUGGCAUCAUGCUUUCUUCAACGCAACACCAACCUCUCCAAGUAGCACAUUCUAAUUUGGCCUGUUUCGUGUCCAGAAGCCGAGACCUCGCCAUGACAACUGUUCUCGCCUCCUCUGCCGCUUUGCCUUCUCCCAGCCCUCAUUUGCUGAAUUCGCCGAUCGGUGGACGCGCAUUGACGUCCACUUCCAUGGUCUCAGGUGGGACAGCAGUUAUGCAGUCGCAAUCGCAGCCACUUUUGGGGCGUACUGGUCUGCCUAAUUCGGUCAGUCUGUUGGGCACGGGCAGCAGCAGUGGGAGUGCGACUAGUAGCACUGGCAGUGCAGCGUGCGGGCUGCUGCCGCCGCAUUUUCUGGCUCAACAGCCCAUGUCAGCUGGCCAUCCGCCGCACGAGGGCGAGCCAGAAGGAGCAAUAUUCACACGAGAUUCUGUUGCUGAUCGGAUUUCACCAGCAAGAAAGCAGAUCCUUGAUGACCCUUCUGGCUCGCCUUAUCUAUCGGGAGCUUCUACUGCCUUAGCACAACCUGUAAGUAUGCUUUUUUUCUAUCAAUUUCGCUACAUCGUAGAUAUAAAGAACAAGAUGUUGUCAGUCGCAGUCUCCUUUCGCUGUGAGGAUGUGGUCUCCCUGAUUUUUGUAACUUGGCUGAGUUGUCAGGGUGGCCUAUUUGGAUGCACCUUGUCCGAAGUCCUCUGA
Molecule: messenger RNA, 900 nt
Organism: Protopolystoma xenopodis
Lineage: Eukaryota; Metazoa; Platyhelminthes; Monogenea; Polystomatidea; Polystomatidae
Source: the annotation of a GenBank genome assembly